Halichondria panicea is the source of this 6963-nucleotide messenger RNA. RefSeq names its product leucine-rich repeat serine/threonine-protein kinase 1-like. Gene Ontology annotation, biological process: protein phosphorylation. The transcript has 25 exons. NCBI's taxonomy places the organism in Eukaryota, Metazoa, Porifera, Demospongiae, Suberitida, Halichondriidae. The record is from RefSeq and is a predicted model, not a curated record. Gene Ontology annotation, molecular function: protein kinase activity; protein binding; ATP binding. The coding region runs from base 87 to 6770 and encodes 2227 amino acids.
GCUGGUAAAAGGCUAGCUGAAGGUGGAGCCGCUGAAUCAGCCAAACCUCAUGGCAUCUCUACUGUACUGAGAGAAUAGAUAUCAUUAUGGCGGAGAGAGAGAAUCUGAGAGGCUCCCCAGAGCCCGAGGACAACUCUUACAUCCGUACAGCCGUUACCCUGGGUGCAGCAGAGGUCAUCAGUGACUGGCUGGCAGUAGAGGCUAACCAGUCCAACAAGGCUGAGGUGACUGACAUGGUACUAGUGCCAGCGGCUAUGUACGGGCAGCUGAGACUGCUGGAAGCUGCCUUGCAAUACGGCGAUCUCUCAAAGCAAGACUGUGAUCGCAAGUACCGUGGCUGGACAUUGAUGCACUUUGCUGUGGAGGGAGCUCAGAGAGUAGUGGUCAUGAAUCACCGUGGUGAUGAGCAAGUGACGAACGAGCCAAGAGAGGAUUAUCUGACUGCCAACCAGCCUCAGUCGGUAGAGGAGGUACGCUGGGUACAACUGGACAUCAUCAUGAGGCUGUACAGUGCCGGAGCUCCCACUACUCUUGAGGACGAGAGUGGGGACAGUGCAUCAGACAGAGCUUGUCGGAGACUAGAGGACCCCUUCCUAGAGGGGGCAAUGCUACUAGAUAUUCUGUCUAUUCUGGAGAGCAAGAAGACCUCCAGUGAAGCUCAUGUUGACACUCCAGGGCUGUCUUGUAUUCCUAGUGGGAGGGGCUGGAAGAGAGCUAUUCAGCAACUGGUCGAAUGGGCAUACCACAGGAAACAUUACGAGGUACUCCAGUUUUGCCACAAGAAGAAGUUUGCAGAGUUGGACUCCCCAAACCUUGUUCUCACUUCACCAGAGUUUAAGUUGAGACAGCAGAGAAGACCUCUAGUGGUGGACUCAAUAUUAGCACGGGAUUUCAACAUCCUACGAAUCGUCUUAACCAUACCGCCAAUCAAAUACGAGGUCCUCUCUAAGAUGUACGAUUUUGUGGAGGGUAACACGUGCGUCAAGAGGAGCGUAUUAUUCUAUGCUUGUGAGCUGUAUCAAAAUCGAUCACACGAGGAAGACCCUCUCGUUUUAACCUCGUUACUCUCGAGGGACGUAAUUGGAGUGAACUUGACCAACGUCACAAUCACAGGAGUUGGGCUGCGAUCUCUCCCAGUUAUUCUAUUCCAUCCCAAGCUACAGAGCCUGGAUGUUCGAGAGAACAUACUGGACCGGUUCCCAACGUCUGAUCAGACAGGGCAAAGUCUCGGUUGGGACUGCCCGCAACUGGAGAUCAUUAAUAUCUCCAACAACCACUUCUCUGAGAUCCCUAAGGGCAUAUUCAAGCUCAAGUCUCUAGCAAGGCUUGUGGCAAUGGCCAAUCACAUCAAGACCCUGCCAAUGGAGAUGUGGUCUGCUCCCUCCCUCAAAGUGCUAGACCUCAGUGAUAAUCAGAUACAGGUACUCCCCUGCCAUCACCCACACACGAGGGUGGCCACUACCUUCACUUCAGGCAUGGUCUACUCUCAACUGCCCCAGCAUCGCACAGGGCGUGUGUUCCUCAACCAAGCCAUACCCCUAGAGAGCAUCAAACACGGCUACAUCAACUACGAUAUUGACCAUAGUAGCCCUCACAGAGAUCAAGUUGGGUUCGGGCUCCAAUCAUUGGAUCUAAGCGGCAACCAAUUGAGAGAGGUACCUCGAUCAUUACCAUGUCUUGCUCCUCUGUUACAAACCCUCAAGCUGGCAAGGAACCAGCUGCAAGCCCUCGGACAAGCUGUGGACUACCCACCAUUACUGCAAAUGUUGGACGUUAAAAACAAUGGAAUUGUUAGUCCCCUAAUGUCCUCACUGACCACACCCACCAUUAAUUGCGUCCAAUCAGAAGUCACCAACGUAUCUCCGAUAUGCUCUCAUGCUCAGCACGAGAAUUUGGGCAAUCUCAAGUUUCUGUACCUCUCAGCCAAUCGUCUGGAGCAUUUAGAGAUUGAAUAUGACCCGCCUACCCCUGAACAAAGCUUCGAGGACAGCGGGGCGUCGGAAAGCCUCGCGUGUGUGGGCCCCAAGAAGCUGCUCUUCCCUAAGCUACAGGGUUUGCAGAUGAGCCACAAUCAGUUGACGGAGCUGCCAAAGAAUAUACAUCGUCUGGAGAAGCUGUGUGAGCUGGCCUUCGAUAACAACCCUCAGAUACGACAGCUGCCGCCGUGCCUACACAAGCUGACCAGUCUCUUCACACUCAGGUACAAGGGUAUCAGUGAUCCAGUGGUGGCUGAACUGGCUAACAUCAAGACCACCCCAGAGUUGCUCUACUACCUCAAGGCCAGAGAAACAAAGGCCGUGGUGAACCAAUCCAUGAGACUGUUUGUGAUUGGGCACUACUCUAAGGGCAAGAGCACUCUCCUCGAGGCGCUUAAGGGCAACGUACGUCGCGGUGGCAUCAUGAACAGCUUUGAUAUCCGUACUAGGAGGAUUGGAUCGAACUCAGACAGCCUCACACCUGAAGAGAGAGCGUCCACAGUGGGCAUUGAGCUGGGCAAGUGGAUCUGCUCUCUCAAGAGAAGGCACAAACAAGAACAGAAGAUCACCUUCUACACCUGGGACUUUGCAGGCCAGGAGGAGUACUAUGUGACGCAUCAGUGCCUCCUAACCAACCGAGCACUGUACCUACUUGUGUGGAAUGUUGAGGAUGGUCUGCCUGGCAUUGAGAGCCUCAGCAUCUGGCUACAGAAUAUGCAGGCUCGGGCGCAAGGGUUCAGCCACAAUGUCAUCAUUGUUGGCACUCAUUUGGACAAGAUCUCGAGACAAGAGAGAGAGUCAAAGAAAAAAAUGUGGACUGAACUUCUGGAAAGAUACAAUACUGGCCGCAACCACAGCCGUGUGUUCCCUAAGAUAGCAGGUGUGGCAUUUGUGGGUUCUGUCCCAGGGAGAAACAGGUUCAUCGACUUUGACCAGCUCAACGACCUCAUCUACGAUGUGGCUACUGAAAUGAAAGCUCCCAAAGACUUCAGCAGUGCAGCCGUGGGGCUCACCAUUAACAUCCUGGAUGAGAAGAUCCCUCAGAGCUAUGAUAGACUGAGACUGAGGAUAGAGGAGAUUGCUCGUCAGUUGAGGGAGCUGCGUCAACCACCUGUGCUCACCAGAGAGGACUUCUGUGAGAGGGUCAAUGACAUCAUCACUACCGAGGGAGAGAUAGACACAGCUGUCAAGUUUCUACACACUACAACUGGCGUGGUGCUUCACUUUGAUCAGCCGCUCAUUGCCGAUUAUUAUAUCGUGGACCCUCAGAAGUGGUUUGACCUUUGCGCCUUGGUCAUCGCCCCCGACAACGUGAGCAGCCUGGUCAUGUGCAGGGGCAGAAUGGGAGAUGACAAAUAUGGUCUCCUGAGUUGCAAGGACAUGAACGAACAGUUUGAACGGCAAGGUUGUGAUGUCAACAUCAGCAAGAUUAUUCGAACCUUCCUAGCACAGUUCCAUAUUAUCCAUCAGAUCAGCUCAGACUAUUGCCUGGUACCCUCGGCCGUUACCGCCACCCCAGACCUCCCCAAGGACUCAGAAGUGGGCAGUUUCCCACGCAAGAUUAACCUAAUGCACACAGCUCAGCGUAUAUCUCCCUAUGCUCCCUCCCUACCCUCUGUUAUGCCGUUAGCUUGCAAGUCCCCGGAUGAGAUUCAACUGAAAGUCACCACUACUGGCCUGAUAUACAGACGAUUCAUUCUACUCCCCCCGAUAGCCUCAGGGUUUUGGAGCAAACUAAUCGCGUUGUUUCUGCAGAAGAAAGACUUCAACAAGUUAGUAGAGGGAGCCACUCCUCGUGAGCUAGGCCUGAGGGCAAUGGGCCCGGCACACAGACUACGAGCACAUAUCGGGAACAUUGAGGUCCAAUGGUCGUACUGGAAGACGGGUAUCAUCUUGUACCUGGGUGAAUGCGUGGCGCUACGAGUCAACAGUUUUCAAAGCCAUGAGUUCCAAGACCCUCUACAAUCAAUCGAAACAUCCAUUUUUGCCACACGACAGGAAAAUGUGCGUGGCUUCUUCUAUCGCCAAGGCAACGCAUACAAGACAUUCCCGCCACAUUUCCGAGAGGUCAUAGAGGUCGUAGUACCCGAGAUACGCAUUGAGAGCACACACAAUAUUGCUGAGCCGUGCAGUCAACCGUUGAGUGCUCGCAUACUAGCCAAAGCACUGGAGAUAGUCGAUGAGGUGGUCAAGAGUCACUGUGAACAUCUCUGCACAUCCGGUAUAUAUUCACACUCGGACAUGGCUCAUGUGAUCCCGUGUCCCCUGUGCUAUGGAGACAAAGACUGCAGGGGGCAGCAUACACAGACCCCCCACAUAGAAUACGAUGAUGACAUCACUACCUCUGAUGAUUACUAUCCAAGUGACCCAACGGCAGCUUUAGUUCCUGGUAGAUUAUUGAACAUUGGAAGGGAUAUGGUUGAUGAUGAUGAACCACUCGUUUUUGAACCAGUUGAACCGGUUGAACCAGAGGAAGAGGUGGAUCCGACCACCCUGCCAGGGUCUAUAUUCGUGAUGACUGUAGAGUCCAUAAUCAAGGAGACGUUUUCAUCCGAUGUAGUUUGUUGCCCUGCCCACAAGAAGCUGGAGAUAGAGCACCUCGCCCCCGACCUGGUGUUUGCUGAUCUGGUGGAUGUCAAGUUGGACAAGAGUCGUUUCUCAGCUCUCAUAGACAAAGAUGAAGUUCCAGUGGCUAGAGGAUCGUUUGGCAAGGUUUUCAAGAACUCCCUCGCCACAGAGACGGAGGGGGAGCUGGAAGUGGCAGUCAAAGUGUUUGAUCAGCCUGACACGGGUCUCCAUGACGUUUCCACGGAGAUAAUUCGUAGCUAUGGCGACAUGAGAUACGAGUUGAACAAGUUGAGCCUCCUGAAACACCCGUACAUAGUGCGGUUCAUUGGAGUGCUCACUAACCCUCAUUCCUUUGUGCUUGAGUGGGCCCCGGAGAAGAGUCUGGAGCACAUAAGAGUCACGCAUGCUCAGUAUGAGUCUCCAGUGUGUGCAGCAGCUCUCUUCCAAACACUCGUACAGGUGACGAGUGCGCUGGCGUACCUCCACAGCAAGGUGGGUAUAGUCCAUCAAGACCUUCGUUGCAGCAACAUCCUCGUGUUCCAAUUCCCUGACAACAAGCACGACUGUUAUCGAGGGUCAAAGUUCACCGAAUGCAGAGUAUAUGUGAAGCUAACAGACAUGGGCAUCAGUGCUAACCCUCUCGUACAUCGCGUGGGCGAGGCCAACGGGUUCAAACUCUUGGUACCCGAGUGUCUCAUUGCCAACACCAUGGCAACACUCACAGAAAAGGUGGACAUGUUUUGCCUUGGGUCUUGUCUAUAUGAGCUGAUGAGUCUGAGGGGACUUCCCCCUGCUGACAUCUCCCAGCCAGAGUACAGUGUCAUGCUCCAGUCAGGCAAGAGGGCACAGUUCCAUGCUAAGGACCCCUCCUACCCACUCUACCUGUACCAAGCCCUGGAGGAUUGCUGGCAACAGGAGCACUAUAACAGACCUCCAGCGGAGGACCUAUGUCGAGUGCUCAUGAAGCUAACUGGGCUGAAGUUUGCUGAAGACACUUGCAACACUCAGGAAAUGUCAGCUAUUUUGUUGGACUCGUACACACUGCAUCCUGAUAAGAGGAUCGCAAGGUCAGAGGUCAUUUGUAAGGACGGUAAGGUGGACAUAUGUGUUGCCAUGGCUACCCGAGACGACACGUCUACUACCAUAGCAACAAUCAAGUAUCAGGACGACAUCAGAUCUGAGCUAGCUUUGGAGUCGUCUGGUACCAUCAGAAACAACCCGGUGAUAGCCCUCCACCACUCUACUGACGGGUACAUCUUUGUGGCCCUAACAGAUGGUUCCCUGACUCUGUACGACAAGGAUCACAUCAAGUAUACCGCCCAGCCAGCACAGUCAUGCUUCACUAAGCUCCCCCACGGUGACAUCGUACGCAUCUUCUAUGAUCCAAUAUCAUCACUGCUAAUCGUUGGGUUUGCCAGCGGGAGGGUCCAUAUUGAGAAGUGCACUCAAGGCGUGGAGAAGAGCAUUACCGGUGUUACCCAAUGGAGGGUGUUUUGUGGAACGUUGGGUUGUAACGACGAACUCAAGUCGAUGGAGUGUAUCGUAUCUCAAGACUCUCAUAGGCUAGAGAUCUGGUGCGGGACGAUGACCGACUGUAUCGAGGUGUGGAGUUUAGAGAUUGAUCCUUCCAAUACCUGGGGAACGGAAACAGUCGAACGAUGUCGUACCGUGUCCAGGGUUCAGGUACCAGAGUUGGUUCCUGAGAGUUCAUACCGAGGGUCAAUGGGGGUGUGUCUACGUGUGAGCGAGGAUAUGUCCAAAAUAGUGGUGUAUAUCAACAGAGGUACAAGUCAUGUGACUCUCCUGGACGUGGCUACCAAGACACCUAUCAAGAGUUUCAGCUGGGAGCAUUCAGUGGCGUCAGUGGUACUGUCGAGUCGUAAGCUAGCCAUGGGGACAUACAAUGGAGAAGUGUUCAUAUUCGAUGCUCCCAAACUGCUGGAGAGGGAUACUAAUCUAAGCCAGGCCCAGACUGCUGUGUUGAGAGCUCACAAGCCCAAGAGCAAGGUUUACUCCCUCGCCUGUAUUGAGGGGACCAUCAACAGCAGCGGACAAACUUCCAUCUUCCCCGCUUACAUUGGUAGGAGUGAUUGCGACGUGCCCAAAGACUUCCUAGUGUCCGUGGGAUAUGGAAGGAAGUACACUGAUCUCGGUGAACUCAGCGAAAAGAUAUUCAAGAGCUCUUCGAAAAAAGACGGAAUUUUUGUAAACAUUUGGAUGCUGUAAUCUAGUUUUUCGAUUAUAUUUUUAUAUGUAUACUGUUUCCAUUCCAGCGCUGUCAGUAGUGAUUAUCUAAAACCACCUAGUGAAAGCACUGUCCUGUAUUUAUUUUUUGUUUUGUAUUUUGUAGCACACCUUCUAUUGGAUGAAAUGAUUUGUAUGGAAUGCAAUAAAAAAUUUAUUAUUAUUGUUGAGAAAA